This is a messenger RNA of Ruditapes philippinarum (Manila clam), 8648 nucleotides long. RefSeq names its product frizzled-2-like. Gene Ontology annotation, cellular component: plasma membrane. Gene Ontology annotation, biological process: non-canonical Wnt signaling pathway; canonical Wnt signaling pathway. Lineage: Eukaryota; Metazoa; Mollusca; Bivalvia; Venerida; Veneridae. Gene Ontology annotation, molecular function: Wnt receptor activity; Wnt-protein binding. The transcript is spliced from 2 exons. The record is from RefSeq and is a predicted model, not a curated record. Bases 213 to 1955 code for a protein of 580 amino acids.
UCAAGGGGAUCGAAAAACUGUCUCUGUUUGAAUAGAUAGAACAAAGACGGCCAUGUUCAUUAUUUGUGAAAAUGGAUUACUUAUAAUUUAAGUCUGUUUUCAAAAUUUGUGAGAGGUUUUAGAGUUAUAUUUCGUUGGAAAUCGUUGAAAGUCUUCCCGUAGAAAUGACAGUAAAGUAAACAAGGUUGAUUUUAUCAUAGAAUAUUGUAAAAAUGGCGAGUGUAAAAUUCUUUGGAUUUUUGGUUGCGGCCGUGUUGUUUUUCACUGGUGAUUGUGCCGAGUACAGUACCAAAGUUUUGAAUAACGAUUAUCUCGGACCUCACGGAAAGUGUGAACCUAUACAGAUACCUUUGUGCAAGGAUAUCCAGUACAAUGAAACGAUUAUGCCAAAUCUUCUUACUCACACGAAGCAAGAGGACGCAGGCAUGGAGGUUCACCAGUUCUUUCCCUUAGUGAAGGUACAGUGUAGCAAACAGUUGAAGUUCUUUCUUUGUACGAUGUAUGUGCCAGUGUGCACAGUCCUGCCCAAAGCUAUUCCACCAUGCAGGAGUUUGUGCAUACAAGCAAGAACUGGUUGUGAGACAUUGAUGAACAAAUUCGGCUUUGAAUGGCCAGCCAGUCUUAAUUGUGAUCAGUUUCCAACUGAGGGAUUAUGUGUCGGGGAAAACAAAACAGACCAUCAACCACAGCCCCCAACAACUUAUCGGCCUGGUCAACAAACGACCAAGAAGCCAACUAAUGGAGGUGGAAAUAGUGGCGGAGGAGGGCAAGGUGGUUACGAUGAGCGUAUUACAAUUAAUCCUAACUACAGAAACGAACUGCUUGAAUGCCCAGAAAAUCAGAGGGUUUUGGAAGGUUACGAUUAUAAACUUCGUAUUGGUGAAGUUUUGGUUGAAGAUUGUGGAGCUCCGUGUGAAGAUAUGUUCUUUAGCGAGGAUAAGCGUGAAUUUUCACGACUUUGGAUUGGAAUAUGGUCUUUCGUGUGUCUUGCUUCGACCAUGUUCACAGUGUUGACAUUUUUGAUAGAUAUGACACGGUUUCGUUACCCCGAAAGACCAAUCAUUUUCCUGUCAGGUUGUUACUUUAUGGUGGCCCUGGCAUACGUUAUAGGAUUUUUCUUGCGUGAUGACUACGCCUGCAGUGUGUUUAAAACCAAAGAUGGUUCCACAAUGAAAGAAACUGUGCCAUUAGUAACACAGGGCACCAAGAAGGAAUGGUGCACCAUUCUGUUCAUGCUUUUGUACUUCUUCAGCAUGGCCUCCUCGAUCUGGUGGGUGAUCUUAACCUUGACCUGGUUUUUAGCUGCAGGCAUGAAAUGGGGUCACGAGCCUAUUGAAGCUAAUUCCCAAUACUUCCAUCUGGCAGCCUGGGCUGUGCCUGCAAUAAAGACUAUAGCCAUUCUCGCCAUGGGCCAAGUAGAUGGUGAUGUUCUGAGUGGUGUGUGUUUCACAGGAAUAUCUGACGUAGAUGCUCUUAGGGGAUUUGUAUUAGCUCCCUUGGUUGUGUACUUAAUCAUUGGGACAUCUUUCCUUUUAGCAGGAUUUGUGUCCUUGUUCAAAAUACGUACUAUAAUGAAAUCGGAUGGUACAAGAACUGAUAAACUUGAGAAAUUGAUGGUACGUAUAGGAAUAUUCUCUGUACUGUACACUGUGCCAGCCACGAUUGUAAUUGCGUGUUACUUCUAUGAACAAUCCUCCAGAAUGUCCUGGAUGAGUACGUGGUGGUAUUCUCACUGUAAAGUCUGGAUGGGUAACCAAUACUUGUGCCAGAUGAUGGAGAGCACUCAACUGAAGCCAGACUUUAAUGUCUUUAUGAUAAAAUAUUUGAUGUCAGUAAUUGUCGGAAUUACUUCCGGGGUUUGGAUCUGGACUGGCAAGACCUUGCAGUCAUGGCAAAGGUUUUAUGCCACAAUCUUUAAGCCUGGAUCACUUAAAAACCAUGAAGCAGUCGUGUGAAAGGUGUGAAAAGUGUGUUUAAUACAAAAUUUAAAUAAAGUUGAGCCACAAAAAUAAGUGGUUUUGUGCGAUAUAUAGUGUUUAAUUAUAUGAUAAAUAGAUGCUGUCCACAUCAAAGAACAAAAUCAAAUUGGUAAAGCAUCCAGUAUCUUGCUACAUAUAUAGUCAGUCAAAAGAUCUGCUUAGUAAGUCUAUUAGGAUCAUAGAAUAGUGCUCCAACUGAAGAAAAAGGAUCACUAAAACAAUCUGUAUCAAUUAAUUGUGCAGAAUUGUGGGAGAGACGAAUAAUGUAAAUGAGAAAGAUGGAAAGACAAGAAAGUGUAUUAAAGGUUGAAGACAAGGCCAGUGUAUAUACUUAACUAUAUAUUAUAACACAACAUUUUAGAAUUUACAUUAAAAUAUUUGUACUUGUGUUCAUAGGACUUUCAUUACGAUAUACAUGUAUAUACUUCAUGGAAAAUAUUGAAGGUCUUGAAAUACGGUAAUAUAAUGAAUUUGCACUGUGGUAUUAGACUUGUUUUAAUUAUAUAUGUACUAUAUAUACUGAAUUAUAAUCAAGGUUGUAAGGUAUAAGAAAUCGUUCUUCAAAGGGUGCAAAUUCUUCCGUAGAAUGUCUGUAUAAACUUAACACUGGCAUUUAACCUUAUCAGCAAUAACAAAGCACUGAAGCAGUAAAAUUAGAUUGUUAUUUGAUAUAUGUCAGAUAUUUCUUAUCAGUAUUUCGGUAGACCUUUUAUGUCAACAUUCAAAUUUCAUUAUUUUAGAACGUCAUUGUUAUGUGUACGAAGUAAGGAUGGUUCAAAGGUGUCACAAAAAAGUGUCAAACCAAAAAAUCAUGUGAUGUUGAUAAAUUCUACAUAUAUAUGUUAAGUUGUAAUCUACAUGUUAUCAGUGUUUUGGGUAAUUUCCAAAUUAGAUAAAUAUUCAGUUAAUAGUGCACAAUUUAUAAUCUUUGUUUUACUGCCGUAUGGCAGACAUAACAGGUUAACUAGUACAGGAUGUGCUCUAAACAAAAUGAGUUAAUUUAUUCAACAUUUUUGAAACCAAUUUUGAUAAAAGCUAAAACAGUUAUAAAUGUCAGAUUUUUCUGAAUGUUUUAUUCUUAAAUUGAUAUUUUUUGCUACAACUCAAAAAAAAAUUUUGGUUUUAACUUACUGAUUCAAAGUACAUGUUAAUUUGUAAGAAUUUUUUAUUUUAUGAAUAUAUGGUAUAACCAUGCAUGACGAAAUCUUUCUAAAAAUAAUGCUGAUAAUUUUAUUUACUAAUAGAACAUACACAUGUGUAUGGCUAGUUUCUAUGUUAAAAAAAUUAUGUGGUGUAAUUUUGAUUAUUGCAUAUCUUGGCUUUAAUUACUGAAUAAGAAAUGUUUUCCAACAUUACAACAUCUUUGAUACACAUUAAAGAGACUAACAUUUUAAUAUAUCCUGCCAAUUCAUACGGUAGAACAGUGCUUUCUUCCGCCAUGUUGGAAUCAUGUUCGGGUCUUUAUUCAAUUAUUGGGGUGGAUCAUAAAGAAGAGUUAUUUUGGGAGACUAACAACUUACUAUUGGACAUUUUACUAUUGAAUUUUUAAUGUGGACAGGAAUUUUUCGACAACCAUAUAGGAUAUACACAUAUAUUUUUCCAGUUUAUUGAAUCUAUCUGAAGUUUAAUAUAGAGAAUGUUGAAUGAGUUUUUGUAAACAGGCUGGGGCAAAUUAUAAUUCACAUAUGAAAUGUUGGGAGUCGGACCCCCUUUUGUUCCCAUGUACAGAUUUUUGUAUGCUUUCAUUGAUGAAUAUAAUGGAUAUAAAAGCCUACUGCCAUAGAUUGUAAUGUGAUAUACACAUGAUUGGUAAAGUGUGGCAUCUGCUGCCAUUAGAAAUAAUAGUUGUAAGUGUGAGCCUUGGUAACAUUCUUUUCUGACUAUAAUGGUUUAUUAAUUAACUUAAUUGAAAGUGUGAAGUCAGUUUUUCUACUAUACUUUGUGUCAAUAAGAAUGAAUAGAAUAUUAAGACUGUUCCAAACAAAAUAUAAUGCAGCAUUUGCUGAUAUUUGAAGAUUGGGUUUAAUCGUGAAGCAUUAUUUUGGGCAUACCUACCUUUUGCUGAUAAGGAAAUGUUUAACAUAUUUCUUUUUUAUACCGGUAUUUUAGAAUUUAUUCUGAUCUGCAGGCCACAUACAUAUAAAGCUUUCCAGACUUUAAUGUUGCUGGAAACAAGGGAUAAUCAAUAUUUUGCUUUUAAAACAUCUUAUUAUAACUGAUUAACAGAACUACAAAAAUACUUAAAAAAGCACGAGGCCAUAUUUUUUUCUUUAUUGGGUCCUUUUACAUCUUUUAUGAACUUAAAAAACGCAUGGGGUUUACUAAAGAAUAAAAAAAAAACAUUAUUUUUGCAAUAACACUCCAUAUUCAAGAACGCAUUAUAGGCAAAAACAAUUAAUGGCUGAGCUAGGAAGCUUCACAAAAUCUGCCCGAGGAUUGGUUUUGGAAUAUAACAUGAAUCAUAAGCAAAAGUCAUCCAGACUGCAAGGAGUGGAAAAUAAAUAAAACAUAUUGUUUUUACCUCUUGAGAAGCCAGCAACAGUGCUUACAACAUGUUAUAGGCAAAACAAUCUUCAUUCGGUAUCCAAACUGCGCAUUGCGGAGAAUGAUUAUUUCCAAUAGAUCUGUACUUGGGGUUUGGGUUGGUAUAAUGUUGGAAUGUAAUUAUUUUCUCUCUCAGUGUAAACUAUUUGUAGUGUUUGUAAUUGAAUGAUGCAGUAAUAUUUUAUGACAACUUUAUAAAUUUUAUUCUUUUUGUUCAAAUUAUUUUAAAUUGCUGAAUAAUUCUGUGCAAAUUGAAUCCCUCACCCAAACCCCCUUUCCCUCAGAAUAAACCCCACACACCACCCCUUUCCCUCAGAAUUACCCCUAAUCCCCCACAGCUUGCAGUAAACAGUGAUCAUUUUAAAAACACAAUGAUUUAUUUGAGAAAAUCUUUUAAAUGUCCUACUAUUAUGUAUAAGGAAACGGAAUAUUUUGGGGUUUUUUUUAGUGGAAUUUCUAUUCUUUUUGCUCAGUUUACCUCAAAGGCUAAAUGUGAAAUGUCUUGAAUAUAUUUUGGUUGUUAAUUAAUUGAAAUGUCUGAUUAAAAAAAAUUUCGACAUUUUGUUUUUACACUAAAGAAAAGCUUGGUUAAAAAUCUAUUAAGACGUGGCUUAAAGAAUAAAUUAUAACAUACACUAUCACUAUGAGGUUGUUGCAUUAUGCUAAUAGAAUCUGUUAUAAAACUUCAUUAUCAUAAUAACCAUUACAAAUUUUUUUAACCGUAGGCAUGUGGUUGACGUCGCUGUAAAAUUUCGUCAAUGUAAGGUUCACUUAUUCGGUUGUAUGAAUUUAAUGGCGGAAGAAAAAUAUAAAUAGCCUUAAGUCAAAGUCAUGGUGGCUCCAGUAAAGUAUUUCGAAACUGCAGUAUCAUCAAUUAAAAACCCGUUUUUAUAGAAAAUUGAUACAGAUUUUUCUAUUUCUCUUGUUUCGUCUAUACAUUUAUCUGUUUUUUGUAUCAAAGGGGCGAUGUAUCGAAUUAUCAAUACAGUCAUUAUCAAAUUAUAGGCCCAUUAUUUACAGAUGACAAUAUCCGUAUCAAAUUUAUGAGAUCUUUUUCAUAAGGUAUGUUAACGACUGUAUUUGAAUACAGAGUUGAAGUUGAUAAUCGUAUGAAUUGUUAAUUAAUAGUGCCAUAACUUGAGAGAGAAAAAAUAGGUAUUUUCUUAAACCCUUUUCCUUUUGAAACUUAUAUUCUGUAUUUAUCACGAAUGACAAAUUUGUUAUUCACAGUUUCGCCUAUUCUGUACUUAUUAAUGUUUUUCUAAUACAUAAGAUUUGGUGCAUUAUGGUAUCCAGUUCUUGUGUCGGUGACAAAUGUGCGAUAAAGAUGCAACGAUAAUUUUUUUUCUGAUAAAUUUGUUGUACAUAAAGUCAGCUUGAAGCAGGAUUUGUAUUUUUAAGAUUUUAAAAUGAUACCCUUUGAUAAUAUAUUUAAUAUUUUAUAACUGUUUUUGAUUUCUUUAAAUUAAUUUGUGAGGACCUAAAGUCCAAUUAGAAAUUGUGAAACCAAUUUUUUUUUUACAAUUUUAACAUAUAUACUGAAAGACUGUGUAAAGAAUAGUUGUAUAAUGUAGAUUUAUGGUUUGUUGACAUUCAACUUGUGUGAAACAAAAAUAAAAGUUUCUUUUUGUAUAAUAAAGUUGAUUUUUUUUACAUUAAUUUAUAUUUGGAAAUCUUUAAAAGAUAAAGUGAAUUGAAUGUUAAAUUGUAAAAGUUUAUUUCCUACACAGAUUGUAAGAAUUGUUUGCAAUGUGUAAAUUAUUUUUUUGUUCACUUCACAAUGUUUUACUUUUUAAAUCAUUUUAAAAAUGUUCAUGAAAAUCAGCAUGAAUCUGGAGGCAUACAUGCUUUAAAGCUGAAAAUUUUGAAUCAACAAUUUAAAUAUUUUGUCAAAUAAUGGGAGUUAAUUAUCUAGAUACAAUUGUCCUUUACAUAGGUUUUAAAGAUGACAUCAUUCUUGCAUUAUGAUUACAGGAAAAAUAAUACAUUUUAUCUGCAAACUUGCAUUAAAUUGAAAUACUUCUUAUUGAGUUGUGAUAUAACAGAUUACAGAGUAAUUGUUUAGUGUACAUGUUAGUUACUGUUCAUUGAAAACAAGAUCUUUAUCUCUCCAUAUUUUAUUACUUGUGUUAAGCAGACGGACAGAUAUAGGGUAGUCUGCCUUUGAACUGAUUGAUUUAUGAAGAUUAUACCUGUACAUGUUUUUUUUAAUGUAUAUUGAACUGUGUUAAAAGUGUUGGUUUUUUUUUUAGCAAUAAUACUUUUUUUUCAUGGAUGAAUGGAAAGUAUGUAUUUAUAAGACUUGUUUGUGAGCUUGUUUUGUCUAUGAAAUGUGAAUGUUUAGUUAUAUAGUAUUAUAAUUGCUAGUGACUGUGUAGUAGCAGUUUUCAAAUGGACAUAUAUGUAAGAGCAGAAGAAAUGAGUUCAUAAGAACAUGUAUGUAAAGCUGAAUUCACAUGAAUUUUGAAAUGUGUACUAUUUCCAUUAAGAUUUUAUAUUCCCAUGGUUGUAUAGCUGAUAUAUGCAUGAUUUUUAAAUUGAAAGAAAUUAGAAUUGAAAUAAUUUACAAAUGUGCCAGGUUUGCCUGCAUGGUUAAACUGUAUAAUGAAAAAUUGGAAUGAUUUGAAAAUCAUGACUUUUAUACUAACCUGCGCUAUAGUGCAGAAACCCAAAGUGACAGAAGUUAUUGUCACCAGUGUAGAGCCAGGCCAGCCUGCACAUUCGUACAGUCUGACCAGGCUCUAAGUUGUUGACUGACUGACUUUAAAGGGUGUUUAUACUUGGCUGGUUGGGGUAAACGUCGCACCAACCUAAUGUACGAUGUUAAACCCAACCAGCCAAGUAUAAAGGGUGUUUAAAAUGAAAAAGUGAAACGAAUCAGUAUUCUUAAAAUAUACAAAUAUUAUGUAAUAAAGUGGAAUUGGAAAAAAAACCUUCAUACAUGUGCACGUGUGUCAAACAUUGUUGACUCCCACAUGAAAUAUAAAUUAUGUCAAACUUGAAGCAAAAAGGGGAUGAAUACUGGUACAUGUAUUUAGCAGAUUAGUUUCAAACAGUUGAGGAAUAACUUUUAACAGAAUCUUUAUAAUUAAUGUUUUGUGAAUCAAUACAUAAGACAGUUUGGUUAAUUGGACAUUAGCUGGAUAUUCUGCGAUAAAUAAAAAGUCCCGUGUGUGGGGGGGGGGGGGGUCGUAGGAGGGCUUAUAAUUUUAUUUUUUGCAGCAGCUUCUUAUUCCAUUUAUAGACCAUUCUUAGGCCAUAAUCUCAGAAUAAUGUAAAUUUUUCAAUGUUUUGAAAAUGGUGCUUAAGUAUUAUUUACAGUUUUAAUUAACCGUAGACUUACAUUAUUAGAAAAAAAAUUGUCAUUUGAUAACUAUGUAAAUAUCUCUUACUAUUGCAAAAUGGGAUAUUAAGUAAAAAGAGCAGACAAAAUUAUGAACAAUUUUGUAGUUGUUUUUCUGUUAUUUCAAGUAUCACCUGCCUUGAUAUUGCAAUAGUUUUAUACACAUAAAUUUGUAAUUCAAGUGGGAGUGUGGCAAUCAGAUAAGAAAGGUUUUAUAAAAUCAGAUAUGAACAAAUAUUUUAUGUGUUUACAUAAGUUAUAAACAGUAUGAUAAAUAUACUCUUAUAUAUGUAUAUAGUAAAAAGCUUUUUUUUGUAUAAAAUUUUAUAGGUUAUUUAAUGUAAUUCUUUUUUUUUAUAGAAAUGCGCUACAAAAAACUUGAUUUUUUUUUCCGUCUGAAAUUAUUGUAUAUAUUUAUAUAUAUAUAUAGAUUUAUAUUAUGUGAUUUUAAUCAUAGUUUUAAGCAAUGAUUGCAUCAUAAACAUAUUUUUGAUAAAUGUCACAAAUUGAAAGAAAGAAAAUGAAAGGAAUACAUGUAAUUAUCUGUGGUGCCAUUGAACUUUUAAUGUGCAUUUUAUCGAAGUUUUAUGUUACGCCCUGAAAUGACCAUGUGUUUGAAUAUUAUAUAAGAAUAAUAAGUAACUGAACUGUUCAGUUAUACCGGAUGAUCUUUAAGUCUUCUUUAAAGAGUCUGUAGGGUCAUACAAUAGUCACUGUAAGUGAUAUAAAGACUUGAGUAUCUUAAUGGGUGUUAUAAUUGGUUAAAUUUAUUUCCGGACUGG